AUGAGGGUGGCGGUGGUGGGUGCCGGCGUAACGGGGCUGUCCGCGGCGCACGAACUGGCGAGGAGCGGCGGCGCGCGGGUGACUCUGUACGAGAAGGAGCCAUAUCUCGGUGGAGAUGUUGCCAGGACCGUGGCCAUCGACGAUGGUGGUUGCGGUCCUGUCAACCUCGACCUCGGUCUCAUGGUCUUCAACCGGGUGACAAGCCCAAACAUGAUGGAGUGGCUUGAAGGGCUCGGGGUGGAGAUUGUGAGAUCGGACAUGUCCUUCUCAGUGAGCACGCUGCUAGACAGGAAUAGAGACUUUGAGUGGGGCACUCGCAAUGGCAUAUCCAGCCUCUUGGCGCAGAAGAUGAACUCGCUUAGCCCCAGCUUCUGGCGCGUGAUCGUAGAGAUAUUCAAGUUCAAGAACCAUGCUCUCAAGUACCUUGAGGACCUUGAAAGGAAUCCUGACCUUGACCAAAACGAAACCUUGGGGCAGUUCAUUAGUUUGUACGGCUAUUCGAAGCUCUUCCAGGAUGCUUACCUUAUUCCAAUGUGUUCGUGCAUCUGGUCCUAUCCGUCACAAGGAGUGUUAGGGCUCCCCGCUUCCUUUGUGCUCUCAUAUUGCCGUGACAAUCACCUUCUUGAGUUGUUUGGUCGCCCCCAGUGGCACACUGUGAAGGGCCGAUCGGAGUCCUACAUGAACAAGGUAAGAGAAGAGUUGAGGAGCAUGGCUUGUCAAAUUAAGACCAGCUGUGAAGUCAAGUCUGUUUCAAGUUUAGAUGGAGGUACACAUACUUUGACCGUGGUUGAUGGUUCAGAGGAGAUGUACGACCAAAUCAUGUUUAGCGUCCCUGCACCUGAUGCUCUAAAAAUACUUGGAGCUGAAGCAACACAUGAUGAAUUGAGAAUUCUAGGUGCAUUUCAUUAUACUAGCAGCGAUGUAUACCUCCACCGGGAUGCAAGUUUGAUGCCACGGAGGUCGUCGGCAUGGAGUGCCAGGAACUUUCUAGGGACAACAAGCAGGGGAGUGUGUGUUACAUACUGGCUAAAUCUGCUUCAGAACAUUGGAUCUGCCAGGCCUUUUCUCGUGACACUUAAUCCAACUCGUGUUCCCGACCAUGUAUUGCAUAAAUGGAAUACCAGCCAUCCAAAUCCUUCUGUGGCUGCUACAAAGGCUUCUCUUGAGCUCAAUUACAUCCAGGGAAAGAGAGGAUUAUGGUUCUGUGGGUCAUAUCAAGGCUAUGGAUUCCAUGAGGAUAGUGUGAAGGCUGGAAAAGCAGUAGCUGCAGGUUUACUUGGAAAGAAAUGUGACCUUCUGAUGAACCCAAAAGUGAUGGUCCCAUCAUGGACCGAGGCUGGGGCACGUCUUGUGGUAGCAAGAUUUCUCGAUCAAUACGUAUCCGUUGGUGGCUUGAGCUUGAUUGAGGAAGGAGGCACUACAUUCAGUUUUGGUAGAGCAUGCGAAAAAUGCCAUGUAAAGUCUGUCAUGCAAAUCCAUGACCCCCGGUUCUAUUGGAAGGUUGCAACAGAAGCAGAUCUUGGUUUGGCGGAUGCCUACAUUAAUGGCUAUUUCUCUUUUCCUGAUCAAAGAGAAGGCCUUCUAAAUCUUUUUCUGAUUCUCAUUGCUAAUAGAGAUGUGCACAAGAGUUCGACCAACAUCGCCAGCAAAAGGGGUUGGUGGACGCCUUUGCUUUUAACAGCUGGGGUUGCAUCGGCAAAAUAUAUUCUAUCACAUGUCUCGAGGAAGAAUACUGUAAAACAAUCUCGUCGAAAUAUCUCUAAACACUAUGAUCUGAGUAAUGAUUUCUUUGCCCUUUUCCUGGACCCGACAAUGAAUUAUUCUUCUGGUAUCUUCAAGGUGGAGGAUGAGAGCCUAGAAGCAGCUCAGCUACGUAAAGUUAGAGUUCUAAUCGACAAGGCUAAUGUGGAGCGAGACCAUCAUGUUCUUGAGAUUGGAAGUGGCUGGGGCACUUUGGCAAUAGAGGUGGUCAAGCGAACACGCUGUAAAUACACUGGGAUCACGCUGUCUGAAGAGCAACUCAAGUAUGCCCAGAGGAAAGUGAAAGAAGCUGGAUUGGAGGACCAUGUAACUUUCCUGCUGUGCGACUACCGUCAUAUACCAACUUGCCAUAAAUAUGAUAGGAUUAUAAGUUGUGAGAUGAUUGAACAUGUUGGCCACGAGUACAUGAACGGAUUCUUUAGCUCCUGCGAGUACCAUUUAGCAGAAGAUGGCCUGUUUGUCCUCCAGUUCAGUUCAAUCCCAGAGGAGCGAUACGAUGAAUAUAGGAGGAGCUCUGACUUCAUAAAGGAAUAUAUCUUCCCAGGUGCCUGCCUUCCUUCUCUGGCCCGAGUAACGUCUGCCAUGUCCAAGGCAUCAAGGCUCUGCAUAGAACAUGUUGAGAACAUUGGGUACCAUUACUACCCGACUCUGAUGCGCUGGAUGGACAACUUAACGGACAACAGAGAUAAAGUUUUGGCCUUAGGAUUUGAUGACAGGUUCAUCCGUACAUGGGAGUACUAUUUCAUUUACAGUGCAGCUGGUUUUAAAUCGCGCACGCUUGGAAAUUACCAGAUUGUAUUUUCUCGACCUGGAAAUGACAAGCUGCCCAACUAUGUGGUUGCCGUCGCCUAAUGUUCAGGACAUCGCGCAUCGCGCUUAUCCAUGCAUGUUUAUUUACAACAUACUUUCCUAGCAGA
Molecule: messenger RNA, 2678 nt
Organism: Panicum hallii
Lineage: Eukaryota; Viridiplantae; Streptophyta; Magnoliopsida; Poales; Poaceae
Exons: 25
Coding region: 1-2613 (870 amino acids)
Molecular function (GO): methyltransferase activity; oxidoreductase activity
Source: RefSeq, a predicted model, not a curated record